Lolium rigidum is the source of this 342-nucleotide messenger RNA. RefSeq names its product protein GL2-INTERACTING REPRESSOR 2-like. The transcript has a single exon. The record is from RefSeq and is a predicted model, not a curated record. Lineage: Eukaryota; Viridiplantae; Streptophyta; Magnoliopsida; Poales; Poaceae. The coding region runs from base 1 to 342 and encodes 113 amino acids.
AUGAACCGCGGCAAUGGCAACGGCAACGGCGGCGCGAGGCUGGAGCUGCAGCUGAACCUGUCGCCGCCAGUGAUGAUGGAGGUAGACGGCCACGACGACAGCGGGUCUUCCUCGCCGAGCUCGUGCGUGUCAUCGGACGGCAGCCCCGGAAGCAAGUCGCCGAUGGUGAUCGGGGCCUGCACGCGGUGCCUCAUGUACUGCAUGGUGGCCAAGAAGGACUUCCCCACCUGCAUCAACUGCAAGCAGCCCUGCCUCGUGGACCUCCUCCAGCAGGGUGCUGGCGGCGGCGGUGGUGCCGGCGCCUCCGCAGACGGUGAGAAGAAGCGCGGCAGGCGCAAGUGA